ACGUACUGAAGAGUGUGCAGUGAAUCCUGCUGCAAAAUCAACAUAAAUACUCUAAAAAACCAAAAAUAAAAGAAUGCAGAGCUGGGAACUGAUUGAUCUCCUCAUGUGUUUUGGACUUGAGAAAGCGUCAGGUUCACCACCUCUGAACAACAAGCUCCACCAACUCCCUGAAAUCUGCUUUCUUCAGACAAGAUUAUCAAGUCUAAUCCCACAUUUGGAGAACGACUCUUCUUGUCCCUUCAGAGAAUGGUCACAAGUCAAGGAAUAGGAUUACUGAUACUUCUGUUCCUUGAAGCCACGUCUGCAAACUCCUGUCCGCACCCUUGUAUAUGCUCUCCACCAGAUCACAACCCACUAAAAGUGGACUGUGGCUUCAGAGAGCUGGCAACUCUUCCACUUCUACCCAGUUCAACCCAAGAACUGUACCUCCAGAACAACAAUCUGGAAACAAUACCUGCAGGAGCGUUUGAUAAUCUUCAGGCACUGAGUAUCAUCAAUUUAUCUAGCAAUCCAUGGCAUUGCGACUGUGGAAUUAUGUACUUGAAGAACUGGUUAGAAGACCAAAUGGGGAACACGUUGAUUAGUGACAUUAGAUGCUUCACUCCACCUUCACUUCACAAAAAAGCAAUAUCUGAACUAAGAAGGAGUGAGCUUCCUUCUUGCUCCACACCCCGAAGACUCUGUUCUGAUUUCUUGUUUAGCGACACAUUCCUCUUCCUCUUCAUUUUCGUGCUCUUUCUCUUCCUGUGGGUUUUGAUAACAAAAAGGCCUAAAUUUAAAGUAGAGAUUUGCAACAACAGCAUGGAGAUCCCAAACACAUUACCUUCAACUUCUUAUCAGCUGAAAAGAAGAACAGCAAGAGUCUAGAGUAAUUUAUCACUGCUAGCGAUUACUGCAUGUUAGAUUGCCAAGUGAGAAGAAAGGUCAAGCAAAUGAUUUCUGUUUAUCAUUAAAACUGAAAAGAAUUGUUA
Messenger RNA from Lacerta agilis (Sand lizard), 971 nucleotides. Its product is annotated as platelet glycoprotein IX-like. NCBI's taxonomy places the organism in Eukaryota, Metazoa, Chordata, Lepidosauria, Squamata, Lacertidae. The transcript has 3 exons. The record is from RefSeq and is a predicted model, not a curated record. Gene Ontology annotation, molecular function: protein binding. Bases 247 to 867 code for a protein of 206 amino acids.